This is a messenger RNA of Ectocarpus sp. CCAP 1310/34, 1958 nucleotides long. The record is from the annotation of a GenBank genome assembly. Lineage: Eukaryota; Phaeophyceae; Ectocarpales; Ectocarpaceae.
GGCGGAGCGCGACAAGGAUGCAGUCCGUGAGAUGCAUGAAGCCGCCAGAGGAUUCGGUGAUAUUUCGGAUGACGACCCCUCCGUCCAAAAUGUUAGGGUCAACGUUCGGAGCCAAAUCGCGAGGGGUCUUCGCGGGGACACAGACGACGUCAUAAAGAAGGUGCGGGAGAGGGGGGACGACCUCUUCAACAGGCGUAAAAGCUGGCUCGGCCCGCUUUGGGAAAAGGUCAAAGGUCUUGCUCCUACCGCGCGCUUGAUUUCCGAGGCUUGGAAUGGCCACGUGGACGGCGUCGCCGCGUUAAAACACCGUAAGGCUGAUACUAUGGCGGCGGCAGCGUUCACCUUGGCCCGCUUUGCUGGCUGGGAGGGUAGACUCACAGCCUGGAUUAAUCAGCCGGAAGUGUUGGAGCAAGGGUUCAAAAUGUAUCCAGAAGAGAAGGCAUUGCACUACCUAUCCUGCAUCAUCAACCACGUGGAGGAGGUGGGAGUUGUACAAGGUGUACAUGAAAGAGCGGAAGAAUUCCGUGGCCGUGGAGCUCUCGUACCCAGUGAAAGAUAUCAGAUCUCAAGACCGCGGGGGCAAGUCCUGUACUACAUCGCCGGGUGGGCCGCCAGCAAGGCUUUGACGCAUCAAGCAAGACACAAUCUUUCCCAGGAUUGGGUGCGUGUCGUCCAACACAACACUCGCCGGUCCAGUCGGGAGGCGAUAUUUACUAAUGUCAUGCUGAGAGAUUUCGUAGCGGGAGUCGAUCAGAAGAACGACCUGAAGAACGGUCCAGGACUUCUUUACCCGACGAUGGAUUGGGUAGAGUUUGUGUAUGCCGUGGAGAGGGGCAUCUUCCAUUUUCUGAAAAACCCUAUCUUCCUUGCUGCUUGCCUUGGGGGCUUGCCAGCCGAGAUUUUCAAAGUUGUAAGCGAGGCGGAGGUCGUUAAGGAAAUGUGGGGAAACUGCUGUCCACCUGGUCCUCCCGCCAUCGACCCUAGUGUAUCCCAGGAGAUGUUUCUUUUCGAAGUCGGGAAGAUUCUUGACGUGCGAAUGGGUGACUACGCGAAGAGUGUAACGGAGAAUACUUUCCUCAAGUUCACGAAGGCCGCGCUUGGUUUACGGCAACAGCUAAACGCACAGGUCAACACAAAGGGACGGGCGGGUGGAGGGGCCGGUAGUGGCGGAGCAGAGGGAGGUGCACAGGGGGACGGGGCCGCUGGAGGGGGUAAGGGGGACCUUGCAAAGCGCCGAAAGGGGGGGCGCGCGCCAAGGCAAGCCCCGCCCACCCUCGACCAGUUGAAGGGGAUGUCCAGGGCAGAGAUUAGGGACAGAUGCACUACAAAACAACUUGUCGUGCUCACGAAAGCCGCAGAGAUUCCGAAGGGCACUGUAAACUCAAGAAAAGCGGAUCUCCUCGAUUAUCUGGAGACGUUUGUGUGUGGGUUCAGGCAGGAACCGGUUGGAGGGGCAGGCCCCAACGUGACGGGGACUGGGCUAGCCGGAGGAGGAUGCCGGGGGCGUGGUUGUGAGAACGCGGGUGAGGGCAACACCUUGACAGGUAGUGGGGAGAUGGCCUCUGCCGGUGGUGAUUUCACGACGGAAGAAGUUCCGACGCAGGACGGAAUGGACCACGACGAUUUCCUUUCCCGACCGAUUGCAAUGGAUUUCUCACGGUCGGUUUUAGAGGGGGCGGGUGUGUCUAGCGGGAGUGGUUCUUGAUCAAGUUUCCAAGACAGAAGGUGAAGGUUGGGCUUGGGUGGCGCCGGCUUUCGUUUUCUCAUACUGUACUUUAAUUUUCAGGGAUAAUCACUGCCAUCUGACUUGUGUGCGUGUCGAACUUGGCGUUCCUCACGGUUUCCCGCUUCUCACCACAAGGCCCGUCGGUGCGUUACACACCUCAGCCGCUCAGGACCGUGCUCGCAAUAUUUGUCUUCUGUGCUUGCUAAGGGCUACAGCUACAUAGUAGUCGUCU